Aspergillus aculeatinus CBS 121060 is the source of this 1360-nucleotide messenger RNA. RefSeq lists its product as uncharacterized. NCBI's taxonomy places the organism in Eukaryota, Fungi, Ascomycota, Eurotiomycetes, Eurotiales, Aspergillaceae. The record is from RefSeq and is a predicted model, not a curated record. The coding region runs from base 1 to 1086 and encodes 361 amino acids. The transcript has 3 exons.
AUGCCCCACCCCCACCCCGACCCCAAAGAGAAACGCGAUGGAGGCAAGGCUACAGGAUCGAGCUCCACACAUGGCCCCAAACAGUCCAAGCCGAAACACCCACUCCCCAAACCCACCAAACAGAACAACAACGACAACGACAACGACCCCACCAAGACAGCCACACCCAAGCCCCCCGCCGAAGCGACGCGCGCCGCGCUCACCGCACGAAACCCCAACCCGACCACCGCACUCGAAGUCCUGGACUCGGAACUCCACACCUUCUUCGCGCAGGGCAUCCAAGCCGCCUCGCACCGAAUCACCGCGCUGCGGGUGGCCGUGCUGCGCGGCGAGACGGCGGUCGACCUGCGCCCGCGCGCGUCGGCCUACCCACCGCACCGAGGCCUGAAACCCGCGCGCCCGCGCCCGCGCCCGUCGAUCUGGCAUCUCAGCUACGUGGCGGCGACGCUGGUGCUGGUGCUGGCGAGCCCGGCGGAGCGGGGGGCGACGCUGGCGGCGCUGAAGUGGCAGUCGCAGGAGAUGGGGGGGCUGCCGUCGAUGGCGGAGAUCUGGAAGACGGGGUCGGCGGACCUGUCGCGGCGGUUCGCGCAGGCCAAGAAGGCCGCGAUCGAUGGCAAGGUCGCCACGGUGACGGUGCUGGGGGUCGAUCUGGUGGACGUGGAGAUGCUCGAUCGUGGGGAGAUCAAGAACCGCGAUCUGGACUAUACCUCGUUCGCGCACACGUUUGUCGUGGCGGUGGGCCGCGAGGGGUUCCGCGUCUACACGGCGUGGCGCGCGCAGGGCCAUCGGUUCGAUCAGGUUUUGGGGAAUGGCGGGUCGAGGCUUCGCUCGUGGGCGGAGUCGAGGUCCUUCCUCAGAAGCUUUGGUAGGCUCUGUCGGGCUCAGAAGAAAUGGUCGCCCGAGUUGAACAGUGCAUAUCAAGAGUGUUUUGGCAUCGAUCUGGACUCGAUCUGUGGGGAGGGACGUCCUAAGCUUCCGAUUGUCCCGGUUUAUCGACCUUGGGUUAGGAUCUUCGAGAUCAACGACGUUAAAGUCGAACAUAUCCAGAAGUUUACAUGGGAUGGCAGCACCCCGCAGAAAUCAUGAAGUGGAUCUUUGCUCAAGCAUGUUGGUUGGCUUUCUUGGUUACGAUGGUAGCCAUACGGUGUUUAUCAACAGUAUCUAAUCUGGUCGUCGAAUCUCUCGCCGCUGCACCUUCAGCUGGACAGCAGUGGGCUUGUUGAACCAAUAUUCUUGGGUUUCGAGGCAGGGGCCGGAUGGCGAAUCGAGCUCUAGAUGGAAGGUCCGGAGGAUCUGUGGUAUGACUUUGUACAACUCGCACAUCGCCAUCUUCAAGAUGCAUUAGUACCGACGUCGUCGC